AUGAUACCAGAUGUUUUAAAAAAAAUAUUCGAAUAUUUGGACGAUCGAAGCGAGGUUAUAGAAAUUAAAUCUCCAAAAGCGUUCCGUAAUUUAAAAUCUUGUAUACUAGUAAAUAGAGAAUGGUGCAGGAAUGCAGUACCAAUACUAUGGAAACAUCCUUUUCAUAGAUAUUUAAAACAUCGAUCGAAUUCUUUAAUACACACCUUAUUGUUAUGUUUAAGUUAUGAAGAAUUACAAGAUAUUUUCGAUAAUGGAUGUCAUCUGCCAAUUUCACUUUUUGAAAGCAUCGACAAAUUUCAAUCAUCAUCACAAUAUUUCGAUUAUCCGAGUUUUGUAAAAAGUUUAGACUAUUUUCAACUUAUUAAAUUUGUGAAAUCUUGGUGUGAUGAUUAUAUGGGAGGCGAAGGUGAUAAUAGCGAAAAAUAUAUUGUAAUUUUAUUAAGAGCGAUCUUAAAUCAUUUUGCUAAAAGAUCAUCGGGCCUUUCUUCUUUAAACAUUCACAGUAAUGGAGUUGACGAUGACAAGUGUAUGUUGUUACUUGAGCCAAACAUUCAAAAAUUAAUCAAACCAAAUGUGUUAAAAAUUUCAAAUUUGGACGAAACUACAAUUUUAACAGCCAGAAAAUUAGGGGUUCUAAUCGAAUCUCAAAAAGGCUUAAAGAUUUUACAGCUUAUUAGAUGCAAAUUACCUGUAAACGUUUUGAUCCCAUCAGUUUUAAAACAAAGACGAACACUAAAAGAAUUGAAUUUCCGAGGUGUCAAUUUCGAAGGGGUUCAUAAAUUGGACAUCCUAAAGAACUCUAGAUUGGAAAAAUUGAAAAUAAUCGAUUCUUACAACUUGGAUUCCAAUCUUGUUCAAUCGUUGGUAAAUUCAAAUCAUCGAAAAUUAAAAAACGUAGAGGUUUUCAGUUGUAAACCCGAAAAUAUUAAUCAUCAAUUAGAAGAGUGGGCCUAUAAUAUAAAUAAUCGUCGAAAGAGAAGGUUCCUAUAA
Molecule: messenger RNA, 990 nt
Organism: Entrophospora sp. SA101
Lineage: Eukaryota; Fungi; Glomeromycota; Glomeromycetes; Entrophosporales; Entrophosporaceae
Source: the annotation of a GenBank genome assembly